AUGGUUACGGUGUUGGGAUUGAUGGAGAAGAGAGUAUGUCGUCCAACAUUAUCAAUACCACUCCUUGCAAUACUGAAUAGAAGUGGUGCAAGUUCUUCAUCAAAAUCAAGAGCCAAAAUGUUGUCUCUAGAAACCAUAUCUCAAUACUUCUACAUGCCGAUGGCUCAAGCAGCUGAAGAAAUGAAUGUCAGUGUGACAACUCUUAAGAAAAGAUGUCGAGAGCUGCGCAUUAAACGUUGGCCCAAUCGAAAGUUGAACAGCUUAAAGAACUUAGAAAAAAGCAUUCAGGACUCCGGGAAGAACGAAGAAGAGCUGGAGUUAUUGGAGAAGGAGAGGAAGCUGGUUGAGGAAGUUCCCGAUUUGCAACUCGAGGAAAAGACGAAGCGGCUCAGACAGGCUUAUCUUUAUAAGGCCCAAAGCUCCUCCAGAUCAAAAACAGCUUCUGCUUGA
Molecule: messenger RNA, 450 nt
Organism: Fragaria vesca subsp. vesca
Lineage: Eukaryota; Viridiplantae; Streptophyta; Magnoliopsida; Rosales; Rosaceae
Product: protein RKD1-like
Exons: 2
Coding region: 1-450 (149 amino acids)
Molecular function (GO): DNA-binding transcription factor activity
Source: RefSeq, a predicted model, not a curated record